CCCACCUAAUCUGUCUCUCCCUAUAUAUAACAAAUGCUCUGCAGAAUUUGAACUCAAGUUUAUGGAGAGUCAGGAUUUGUCGGCACCGGACAUGGACGCAUCCCGACCGUCGCUAGGCUUUCCUCUCGGCACCGCCUUCCUCUUGAUCGCCAUCUUCACCAUAAGCGGCAUCUGCUCCUGCUGCUACCACUGGGACAAGCUCCGAUCACUUCGCCGAUCGUAUCCUCCUCCUCUUCAAUACCCAUCCUCGCCCCAUAAAUCCCGACUCUCCUCCGCGGAUAAGCAGAACAGAGGGCAGAGCUUUCCGGUGCUGAUGCCAGGCGAUGAGGUACCCAAGUUCAUAGCCAUGCCGUGUCCCUGUGAGCCUCACAGGAUCUCUGUUACCGUGCAGAAACCCCCCCUACUCACUGCGCCUCUGCCUUAGAAAUUAACCAGAUUAUUCGCUCUGUAAAUAUAUGCAUGCAUAUAUGUAGUCAGCGUGUAAAUUACUUCUACGAAUUUGAUUUGAUGGUUAAUUAUAUUGUGCAACUCAUUUAGCACUUUCCGGCGGUUUUUCCUUCUUCUUCUGGCCAUCGUCGGAGAGGGAAAAUCUGACUAGAUGCUUCUUUACUUUCAGCUCAAGAAAAGCACCCUGCUUGACUUUUUA
This is a messenger RNA of Prosopis cineraria, 646 nucleotides long. RefSeq lists its product as uncharacterized. The transcript is spliced from 2 exons. NCBI's taxonomy places the organism in Eukaryota, Viridiplantae, Streptophyta, Magnoliopsida, Fabales, Fabaceae. The record is from RefSeq and is a predicted model, not a curated record. The coding region runs from base 62 to 424 and encodes 120 amino acids.